GAGGGAGGGGUGCAGAUUGUUGUGUUGGAGGGUGAGAGGGGCAGACCUUGUUGUUUGACAGGUUAGGAGGCAGACCCUGGUGUCUGGGAGUUGCAGGGGCCCCUUGUGUUUGAGUUUGAGGAGUGUUGAAAGGACACAGUUUUUUUGGGGGGGAACAGCGGCUGCAGCUGAGGAUGGGCUGUAAGCCAGGCUGAUGGCCCAACACAUGGCUGUGGCAGACCUCUCAUCCCUGGAACAGCAGCUCUCCUGCUCCAUCUGCUUGGAAGUCUUUAGCCACCCCGUUAACCUUCCUUGCGGACACACGUUUUGCCAGCAUUGCAUCCAGAAAACCUGGGAUCACAAUGCCCUCAGCUCGGUCAACAUGUGCCCGCAGUGCCGGGCAGUCUUUGUCCCCACGCCCACCCUGCAGAAGAACAUUGUCCUCUGCGGGAUCGUGGACGAGUUCCACAGAAUGGGCCAGAUGGGUGCAAGGCCACCAACCCUGGCAGAUGACGUACCGUGCGAUUCUUGCCUCAGCUGGACCAAGGCUGCAAAGUCCUGCUUAACCUGCUUGUCCACAUUCUGUGAGGGCCACCUCAGGCCACACUUCGAGGGCGAGGCCUUUCGAGACCACCAGCUCAGCGACCCCGUCAAACAUUUGGACAAGAGACGAUGCAAAGUGCACUCAAAGCUCCUUGAGUUCUUCUGCAAGACGGAUCAGAUGUGUAUCUGUGGUCUGUGCAUCUUACACACACAUCGGGAUCACAAGGUCAUUACCACAGAAGAGGAGACCAAGGAGAAAAAGAAUCUUCUUCAGGAAGAAAGAAUAAGAAGGCAAAGUCAAAUCGAAGAUAUUAAUGCAGCGAUUCUCAAAUUAAAGGACAAUGCCUUGUCCAUCAAAGAAACUACAUGUCAGGUGAGAUCUGACAUCGAUAAGAACUUUGGCGAUCUUAUCAACUGCGUUAAAGAGUCGCAGAGCAUUGUAACAAACAUCAUUGAGAGUGAGGAAGCUGUUGCCUUGGCGCAAACCGACAGCAUCCAGAACUGGCUGCACCAGAGGUACUCUGGCCUCAAGAGGAAGACUGAUGAAAUAGACCUGCUCUUGAAAUCUGACAGCAUCCAGCUCUUAAAGGAAUUUCAAACUCUGGAAGAAAUGGAGACAGACCUUGUGUUACCCACACUGGAUACUGAUAUUGAUAAACAGCUUUCCAAUUUAAGGUGCAUAAUUGCUGAAUUGACAAAAGAUAUGAUGGACAAACUACUUGAAGCCUAUCGAGAGAAGCUACCUGCAAUUAAAGAAAAUGGAUCUUGGACGAAUAGCAACUUUCCCAAAUUGCCUCAAUACUCACAACUCGUAGCUUCUCAGCAAAUGGUUGCUUUUCAGUCUAUGCCCGCUGCUGGUCCCAGCCAUGCCCCUCAGCCUCUCCUGCCUCACGACUUUUGGCCAACUUCUUCAUUAACUGGUAUGGACAUGGGUGGCCGAUGUAUCAUUGCUCCAAGCAGGACUCUUGUCCCACCAUCAAUGCCAGCACCAACUCAAGUUAGGCGUCAGCCAUCUAGUGCAGCUGGAACGGAGCAGGAGCCCCUCACAGCUGCGAUGCUUUCAGGUCUCCCCUUCCAGGAACAGAAACAACGCUUGGGUGAACGGCUUUUCAAGUUAAUCCAUGUCUUGCAGCCUUACUUGGCGGGAAAGAUCACUGGCAUGCUGCUCGAGUUGGAUAACUUGGAACUGCUACACUGCUUAGAGUGCUCGGAUUCUCUCCACUCUAGGGUUGAUGAUGCUGUGUUGGCUCUACAGAGGUAUCAGGCUCAGAGAGACUUCCUUCUGAAAACCUCUAAACGGAAGAAAUAGGAAGCAACAAGCAAGCAGGACUUUUAUCAGCAUUUGUGGUAGCGCAGCUUGUGUCAAACAGCUGCUGUGGUGAUUAGCUUACAGUGAGGCUCAGCUGACGAAUGAAUGGUUGUCCUGGUGGUUUAUUGAAUAUUGGGACUGAAUUUUGAAACUAGUCUGCUAAUAUUGGAGUUUCUCCAGCUUUUUUGUGUAACCUUCGAUUCUCCAGCAUCUGCAGUUCCUUCUUAAACACUGCUAAUAUUGGAGAUUGGGUGGCUUCAAGAAUCGGAGUGCUCAAUCGGGAAGGUACUAGUAAAGUCUGAAGCCAGAUAAUAUGGGCCAGUACUCCACCAAACUAAAGCUGCCCACAAACGUGGCAUUGGUUAGUGUAGAAUUCUCAUUCUCAUUCUACUUGGUUACUGUGAAAAGCUGUCGGGAUGAAUGAAGCUGGAAUUGUUGACUGAUACACUGGAUAUUGUUUUCUGAGUCCAGUGGGAAGAAUUAUUUCUGAGGCUCAGAGUAGAGGCAUGUUAACUCUAUCCGAGGAGCACUAAAACAGAUCAUAUGGGAACUGAAUGAAAAGCAAAACAAAAUCUCUUGCAUUUCCCCCAGUUUGCCAUUCAUCUCUCGGUAGAAUGUGCCUUUUAAAUAAAUGUUGCUUUUUGAAAACUU
Messenger RNA from Leucoraja erinaceus (little skate), 2482 nucleotides. Its product is annotated as E3 ubiquitin/ISG15 ligase TRIM25-like. The coding region runs from base 194 to 1831 and encodes 545 amino acids. Lineage: Eukaryota; Metazoa; Chordata; Chondrichthyes; Rajiformes; Rajidae. The record is from RefSeq and is a predicted model, not a curated record. The transcript has 11 exons. Gene Ontology annotation, molecular function: zinc ion binding; RNA binding.